UUCUUCCACCCUGCUGAUCUUUCGGAUUCCGCUCCCCUUCAUCCGAAUCAUCGAUCUUCCCCUUCCCCCGUUCCCUCUCUCUGUCUCUCGUCGGAUGCUUGGCUUUGCAAUGGCUUCGAUCCGGAAGUGAAUGCUGCACGAGAAGCUCGCGUUUGAGCUCAUUAGGGAGUGGGUUGGUGGUCUGAACCGGGUUUUGGGGAUCUGAGUUCGGGAUGAUGCCACCGGUCCCGGGUGGCGAUGGCGGGUCGUCUUUCGAUGGCAAUGUGACAGCCGCGGGAGGGAGUUCUCGUCGAAGUACCUCCCGUUUGAGUCCUAAUUUGCUUCUCGAUCUCGGAAGCAUUGAGAUCAGUGGGAAUUAGUGGUCCGGGCUCUUUUUUUAAUCGCUUCCCUUUCCUCCAAAGAUAAACUUGUACGAGUCUCGCAUUUUUUCUCGAGAUCAUUUCUUUUUGAGCUUUCUCGAGACGUUAUUUUUGUUGGGUUCGUCCUUUUCGAGGAAAAAACCUCAGGGGCUUCAGAGCUGCUGCUUUGAAGUUUCACUAUCAUGACGAAAUUAUUUGCUUUCUUUCACUGCUAGCUCUUUACUUUCUUUUUCGGGGUAAAAAGGAGCAUUUGCAUAGCUCUGAGGGACCGAGUGCUCUCUUCUUUUCUGGGCGAUGUCCCUUCAUCUGUGCGUAUCUAGUGUUUGUUGGAUAGAAGUCAAGAUUUUGGAGCUGCAUAUUUGAUCUUCUUGCCGUAAGUAAGAGCACAGAGAGUUUGGUUUAGUGCGCUCUCCCUUCGUUCUCUUUUCUUUUUUGGGUGAUUGAGGACUUGCUUGGUUUGAGUCGAUCCAUUCUGAACAGUAAUUAGAGCAUAGCUACGCCACUCGAUCCCAGAGCCUUCUUUCUUAGCUCUCAACCGUCCCUGAUGUGUAUUGAGAUGUCUUUUUGUGGAGUUUGCAACAUCAGGGAGGGUGGAUUGGUAGAUGUAAACUCUGGUCACGAGAUAUAGGUUUGUAAACACGGGAAAAGUGCCGGGUGCUGUUGGCAUCCUCACCCGUCGGAACAGCGACUGGUGUGAGUUUGUUAUCGGAGAAGUGGGUCUCUUCUCUCGUGUUCUGGGAGAUUUAUACUGUUCACUGUGGGUUUAUUUGGCUUAAAAAGCAGUAGCAAUUAGUAGUAUCUGAGAUUGACUCUAGCCAAUCUAUGUGUUACUUAUAAUGGGUCAUUCAGCUACUGCCUGGGAUCAGAACUCGGUAUUGGAGGUGGUGAAGGACUGGAACGGAAUUGAUCAAGUGGUUCUUCGUGUGCCACGAGGAGCAUCUGCUCGGGUUAGUUUGCAUGGAGGACAGGUUGUUUCAUGGAAGAAUGAGCGGGGUGAAGAACUCUUGUUCACUAGCAGCAAGGCCAUAUUUAAGCCACCAAAGGCUAUGCGUGGAGGAAUUCCCAUCUGCUUUCCACAGUUCGGAAAUUGUGGAUCACUCGAGCAACAUGGAUUUGCAAGGAACAAAAUGUGGAGCAUCGAUUAUGAUCCUCCACCUCUAAGAAACGAUGAUGGCAAAGAAAAGGUUUCUGUUGACCUGCUGCUUAAGCCAUCUGAAGAUGAUUUGAAGUGCUGGCCACACUGUUAUGAGUUUCGCCUCAGGGUGUCUCUUGCAAUGAAUGGAGUUCUUACCAUGAUAUCACGUGUUAGAAACAUCAACGGGAAACCAUUUAGUUUCUCGUUUGCUUACCAUACAUACUUGUCUGUUUCUGACAUCAGUGAAGUGAGGAUAGAAGGUCUGGAGACACUUGAUUAUCUAGACAAUCUUUGCCAACGCAAACGAUUCACAGAACAAGGAGAUGCUGUAACAUUUGAAUCUGAGGUUGAUCGAAUUUAUCUUGGUUCGCCAAAUGUAAUUGCAGUUCUUGACCAUGAGAAGAAGCGGACUUUUCUAAUAAAAAAGAAAGGACUGCCGGAUGUUGUAGUUUGGAACCCAUGGGAGAAGAAAUCCAAAUCCAUUGCGGAUCUGGGAGAUGAGGAGUACAAGCAGAUGCUGUGCGUGGAUGGUGCUGUGGUCGAGAGACCUAUCACCCUAAAGCCAGGUGAAGAGUGGACAGGGCGCUUGGACAUUUCGUCCAUCCCUUCCACCCACUUCAUUUGAUCAUCUCCAUCACCUGGGAUGCAUGCGAAGGCGCACUAUUUUUAAAUGACAGCCUUCUGUACUGUGUUAGAUCAUGGAUGACAGUCUAUAGAAACAUAUGCAGAACAGCCGAUUAGAUUUGAGCUUAUGUAGCUUAGUUGUAUGCUCAUGCAAACCUUUAAAUUUUGGCUCUAUGUAGUGUUAAAUAGAACAGCAAAAGCUAACUAUAACUAUAUAUAUAUAUAUAAUUCUAAAUCAUUAAAAAA
Messenger RNA from Musa acuminata subsp. malaccensis (wild Malaysian banana), 2364 nucleotides. RefSeq names its product putative glucose-6-phosphate 1-epimerase. Gene Ontology annotation, cellular component: cytoplasm. The record is from RefSeq and is a predicted model, not a curated record. Gene Ontology annotation, molecular function: carbohydrate binding; glucose-6-phosphate 1-epimerase activity. Gene Ontology annotation, biological process: carbohydrate metabolic process. Lineage: Eukaryota; Viridiplantae; Streptophyta; Magnoliopsida; Zingiberales; Musaceae.